Molecule: messenger RNA, 853 nt
Organism: Cygnus olor (mute swan)
Lineage: Eukaryota; Metazoa; Chordata; Aves; Anseriformes; Anatidae
Product: ras-related protein Rab-42-like
Exons: 2
Coding region: 17-853 (278 amino acids)
Biological process (GO): regulation of exocytosis; protein secretion
Molecular function (GO): GTP binding; GTPase activity
Source: RefSeq, a predicted model, not a curated record
GUCCAGCCCGGGGCCGAUGGAUCUCUUCUGCCCCAGCCCAGCCGCCGGGAUGGGGACGGCAGCGGGUCCCCCCCACAGCCCCGACGCGGGGGGCCACUACCAGUUCCGCGUCAUCGUGCUGGGGGACGCGGCCGUGGGGAAGUCGUCGCUGCUGCGCUGCUACGCGGAGGGGCCGGGGGGGGCCGUGCCCUGCCCCACUGUCGGCGUGGAUUUCUACAGCCGCACCGUCCCGCUGCCGCCCGCCGGCAAGGCCAAGCUGCAGCUGUGGGACACGGCCGGCCAGGAGAGGUUCAGGUCCAUCACCAGGUCCUUCUACCGGAGCGCCGCGGGCGUGCUGCUGGUCUUCGACCUCACCAACCGGGCGUCCUUCGAGCGCGUCCCCGAGUGGUACCGCGAGGCCGCCGGCGACCGCGCCACCGCCUUCGUCCUGGUGGGCCACAAGAGCGACCUGGCGGCCGAGCGAGCCGUGUCGGCCGAGGAGGCCGGGCGCCUGGCGGCCUCCCUGGGCAUGGCCUUCGUGGAGACCUCGGCCCGCAGCAACCUCAACGUGGAGCUGGCCUUCGAGACGCUGGCGGGGGGCAUCCUGCAGGCGCUGGGCCGCGGGGCCCUCGCCCCCCCCCCGGGGCUGCGGCGCCGUCAGGCUCAUCCCCAGCCCCAGCCGCCCCCGGCCCCCGGCACGGGGCGAGCCCCAGGGGCGCUGCCAGUGCUGAUGGGGACGGGACCCCCCCCAGAAACGGGGAUGGAGCUGGUGAGCCGCUGCCCUGCCCUUUGCCCGGAGCCCACCCCCCUGGGGGGGCUUGGGGCUGAGUUCCCACGUUGGUUUGUGCUUCCAGCCUUGGUCUGGGGGCUGUGA